AUGGCUUUCAGAAAAUGGCUGCCCAAAAAUGACAAGUCCAGGCAUAGGAGUAAUAGCUCGUCUCAAAGGAAAGAUAAGGUGCAGGGUGAUCUUUCUAGCAGUUCUGUGGCUCUCAAGGUGCAGAAUUCUCAUGUUUUGCUUGCUGAUUGUAAGUCUUCUGGGUCAGAAUUAGAGGGUGAUGGCUGUAAGCAAGUUGAUAAGAAAUAUAAUGAGGAGAAGUACGAUGCAUCUCCCGAUAUAAACAAACUACAGCAAUGUUUAUGUGGACAGGACGAUGUUAAUUUUAUCCAACAGUUUCUAGGGGAUGCUAAAGAUACAUUACAUGAGCUCUUUUUCCCAGGCUUGGUGACACGAGAAUCUGAACAUUUACCUUGUGGAGAUGGUUCUACGAAAGUUUUUGGGUUGGAAAACUUUGGAAAUACCUGCUAUUGUAAUUCUGUUCUACAGUGUCUAUUUAAUUUGAGUGAGUUGCGAACUAACAUUUUAAUGUAUCCAAUCAGAAAGGACCCUGCUUCCAGGAAGCCGAAGCUUGAUGUGGUAGGGUUGAAACCCAGAGUAUUUACAGAAGCAGGUUUAGCAUGCUCACAUAGCCCUUGUUUCUCAAAAAAUGGGAAUAGUACUGUGACUGAUGCUGGGACUGCUUCUGCUAAUGCUACUCCUAAUGCUGAUGCUAAUGACAAAACAAUUAGUGUUGAUAGUUUAGGAGGUAGUUCACAAAACGUGUCUCCUGUGACUUCCAAGGAUCCUUUUAAAAGGUCGUCAUUGAGCUUUUUUAAAAACAACGAUCCUCAGAAGGAUAAGGAAAUAGCUGCGGAACUCAAGCAUAAUUCAUCUUCUAACGAAGUUUCAGGAAACGAUAAAUCAGAAAGGGAUAGCGCUGAAUCAAAACAAAAUAUUCCAUUUCUUCCUUCGGGGUCCCCAACACCUGAAGAUCGUCCUGAUGGAGCACACCUGAGUCAAGAUCAAAUACUUGAAAAACUGCAUGAAGGUUAUACAAGGAUAGUUGUGGGGCGUACUACAGGUAGAGUAGCUCCACAGAUCCAGAAAUCUUCAACAACUCUUUUUUCAACGUUUGCAAAUGGUCGUAAUUCAUCCACAUCGUCUUCCACCUCAACUACCUCUUCAGCAACUACUGCUAAUUCAAAUUACCAACGAACUCCCGUGGCAUCUUCACCUAUUUAUUUGACUGGGCCGUCAAGUGAACAACGGAAGAAAGCAGCUUUAAUAUCUGGUCCCGUUUUAAACAUUGAUCAUCCGUUGGAUUCGGAUUAUUUUCCCAGCAAUACAGAACCUAAUCUUUACAGUUCCCUAAAAGAUGUUUUUGAAUGCAUAGUUGAGUCUAGAUCUAUGCUUGGGGUUGUUUCGCCGGUCCAAUUGGUCAAUGUAUUAAGAAAAGAAAACAUCCUAUUCGAUAGUACGAUGCACCAAGAUGCACAUGAGUUCUUUAACUUUCUGAUGAAUUCUUUGGGCGAAUUCAUACAGCGUCAACUCGAACAAACCCAAACUGAGAUUCCAGAAAACUUUGUUCAAUCGUUGUUUCAGGGGACCAUGAUAAAUUCUAUAAAAUGCCUAACUUGUGAUAAUGUUACUUCUAGUGAUGAACUGUUUUUAGAUUUUGCUAUACCAGUUAAUGAAGACGAAGAGGUUAAUAUCCAAGAUAUGCUUUCUAAUUUCAAUCAAAGGGAGAUGCUAAACGGCGCUAAUAAAUUUUAUUGUGAUUCUUGUAAUGGGUUACAAGAAGCCGAACGUACAGUUGGAUUGAAACAGCUUCCGAAGAUACUAUCAUUACAUUUGAAGCGGUUUAAAUACAGUGAAAAACAUCAAUCCAAUAUAAAGUUGUUUAACAAGAUUUAUUAUCCACUGAAGCUAAAGGUAUGUACGAAAUCAGACACUAUCGUUUGCAAGAAUUAUGAGUUGAACGGUAUUGUGAUCCAUAUGGGCGGAGGGCCGCAGCAUGGUCAUUAUGUUGCUAUCUGUAAACACGAUAUGUUUGGCUGGCUAUUGUAUGACGAUGAAACUGUAGAAUCUAUUGAUGAAGAAACUGUCUUUAAAUUUGUAGGUGAUGAGAAAGACAUGACUACUGCCUAUGUGUUAUUUUUCAAAGAGGUAGAUCCAAACAAUAUAAAUGUUCCAGUGGAUUACUACCAUAACGUUGACCAGUUAAUCAAAUGUGAUGAAUGGGUUCGACGUAAAUGCAGCGCAUCUGCUAAUGUUAAUAGUGUACCAAUAGAAGAAGUUCCUGAGGAAAAAGAUAAUUGUGCCGCUCCUACUGUGAAUUCUAGUAGUACACCAAAACGCAGAUCAAAGUUAUUUAGUUUUAGACGAUCAAAGGAAUGA
Eremothecium cymbalariae DBVPG#7215 is the source of this 2337-nucleotide messenger RNA. RefSeq names its product ubiquitin-specific protease UBP13 (gene UBP13). The record is from RefSeq and is a predicted model, not a curated record. NCBI's taxonomy places the organism in Eukaryota, Fungi, Ascomycota, Saccharomycetes, Saccharomycetales, Saccharomycetaceae. Gene Ontology annotation, biological process: protein deubiquitination. Gene Ontology annotation, molecular function: cysteine-type endopeptidase activity; cysteine-type deubiquitinase activity. The coding region runs from base 1 to 2337 and encodes 778 amino acids. Gene Ontology annotation, cellular component: cytosol; nucleus. The transcript has a single exon.